Molecule: messenger RNA, 994 nt
Organism: Electrophorus electricus (electric eel)
Lineage: Eukaryota; Metazoa; Chordata; Actinopteri; Gymnotiformes; Gymnotidae
Gene: agrp
Product: agouti related neuropeptide
Biological process (GO): adult feeding behavior; positive regulation of feeding behavior; neuropeptide signaling pathway
Cellular component (GO): extracellular region
Molecular function (GO): neuropeptide hormone activity; type 1 melanocortin receptor binding
Source: RefSeq, a predicted model, not a curated record
GGAUAACUGCAGUCAACAGUCCAUUUGCUGAAAGAGUUGAGGAACCAUUUUUGGGUCACUGGCCAUGUUGAGUCUUGUCAUUUUCUGUUGGUUGAGUCUCAACAUGGUGCAGGUGGCAUCAGGUCUUGUUCGCACCAACCGUAUGGAGGAAUCACAACCAAGUAUGAGAAGAACAGACAACUCUUUUUACUCAGACAUCACUGUGCAGGACUCAGUUCCUAGAGUGGACUUUGUACAACCCAGAAUUGAUUCAGUGGAGGAACAAUUGAUGCUGGAUCCUGGUUCCUAUGAUGAGUACUUGCAGGAUGUGACUGAUGUGGUACAGCUCCAGAGGAGAGGUUCUCGCCCUCCGGGACGGUGCAUCCCGCACCAGCAGUCCUGCCUGGGUCACCAGCUUCCCUGCUGUGACUCCUGCGACACCUGUUACUGCCGCUUCUUCAAGGCCUUCUGUUACUGUCGCAGCACGGACCACACCUGCAAGCCCGGCCGUGCCUAGCACUGACCCCAGCGUGCCCCUGGCUGCAGGGUCAAACCGGUAAAAGAUGUUUGUUUAUAUAUGCACACAUAAAAACAAAACUUCUCUGCUCAGUUUAUCAGCAGUGCAAACAUAGGCUCAUACCUCAGUAAUACUCGGGAAUUGUUGUCUUUGUUUGUUUGUGCACAUAUUAUGAUGUUAUUUAUAUUUAUUUUCUUGAAUUUUGAAUUUGUUAAAGUUUUGAAUUUAAUACCUAUAGAAUGUUAAUACAUGAUAAUAAUAUGGACAAAAUGGAAAAUGCCUCUAUGCCUCAUAGCACAAUUUGUUAUGUACAGUUUUGUUUUUACUGAUAUAUUUAUUUCAUUUUAUUUAUUUAAUCCUUUUUUGUUUCAAAGUUGAAACAGGUAGUGCCCUCAGGUCUGUAACUACUCAGAGACAGGUGACAUAUCCCAGAGUGCCUCUUAUUGCCAGUUACUGCUUUUCUACAGGCUUAAAAUUCUCCUACUGUGUCAUAAAUUC